AUGGACGAGAGGCUCUUCAUGUCCCAGCAUUCGCCUCGGAACGAGUCGUCGCCCUCGAUGAAUAACCUUGUCUCACCUCCACGAAACGGCAGUCGCCUGCCGCAGCCGAAUGCCCCGACUCACGAGCUUAGAUCUUCUCUGCCCCGUCGCUUCACCACCGACUCGGGACGUGUACCAACACUGUCAUCUAUAAUCUCUCAGCGCGGCCCUCUUCCUGGGCCUGACCCCAACGUAUGCUCUACAAGUGCUGAUGCCGUGCAGUUAGAGAAGAAAAAGCAAGAAUAUGAACGCCUUCGAGAGCAAAGGAGGCGCUUCGAGCUGGAAAUGCAGAAGCUGGAACAAGCCCAACGCCGGGAGGAGCUCGAAUUGGCCAAGAUGCAGGACGACCUGACCCGACAGGGGCACCAAUCCGAACCCACCACACCCCCCGAAUAUCAUGACAGUUCUGGCUUUCCCUCGAUGUUUUCGCGACCGAACCGCUACUCGAUGUCUAGCCUUAUAUCCCCGCCAGGACUGUUUAAUCGGCCCGCUCGAUCCGGUUCACUACUCACCUCGCCUCCAUCCAACAUUUUGUCCUCUCGGAUGCCCUUUGAGGAUCACCUCCCUUCCCGCUCAGUACCGAUCACGCGGAGGAACAGUGACGAUGAGGAGAAAGAAGAAGCUGUUCGCCAGGAUCCGAGCAGCCAUCGAUCUUCCAAUGCUGGCACAUCAUAUUCAAAAAACAAUCAGAAUGCUGACUCUGGCCGAAAUAGCUACAACCGCUACUCGAUGCCUGUAACCCGAUCUCGCAAUGGUCUCUACGGCGCCGAUCUUGACCAAACAGGUACUGCGCGUUUCUUGUUCGGCGAGGAGGACUCUGGUGAUGCCCGCUACGGUCAAGUCUUCAGAGACGAAAGUUUCCCUACCCUAGUCCGACGCGAAGACCAAAUGCUUUCUGCGUCAUCCGCUGCUCUUGACCUUGCAUUGUCUCCGUCUCCUUCUCCCGAGGUGUCAUCUUCCACCAAAGGUUGGGGCAAUAUUAACCGUCACCGCGCACGACAGUCUCUUUCGACCAUCAAUACCUCGCAACUCAACGGUCCAACAUCUGCGGCGGAAGGGACACGUUCUUCGACUAUCCGCCACUCCCUCGACCUGCAGUACUUCUCCGAGAAUUCUUCUGACCCCCCUUCGGUCGUCUCUCCCCCGGGCAAUCCCAUCAUGGCCUCUGCUCCGAGCCUGCAGAGCUCCUUCUCUGGCAAUGAUGUCCAGACUGUUAGGAACGGCUCAGGCGCCAAUAACCAUGCCCAGCAGCACUUCCAUAACCACAAUGCCAGCAUGGGUCGAAUUCCCGCUGGCGCCGUUCCUACCCGCCAUACCCGCGAACUGUCCAACGAUAGCACCGCAGCUGCUCGCGACCAGGCCGGCGCCUAUCACUCUCUCCAGGGUGCUCUCCAAGGUGGCGCCGCUCCUUUCGGACCCGCGGGCAAUGGCAUCGCCACUACCCAUACCUCUCCUGGCGGUGGUUCGACGACUACGGCCUCUGGUUCAGGUGGGGCCAACUCGUCUUACGGAUUCUAUCCGGGCGGACCCAAUUACUCGUCGCCUACUUCGUCUGCCCCUCCCGUCACUGGUACUGGUACAUUUGGCGUGCCUUUCAUUGCUACGGGCAUGCAAGGCCUGAACCUUAACGGAGGCACCAUGUACCCUCCCCAGAACUACACUGGAUAUGGCGGCAAUCAUUACCCCACGCACUCACCCCGCGAUAGCCAGCACCGCGUGAUUCAGAAUCGUCGCCAGAUUGACAGUGAAGCCAUGCUCCGAUACCAGAAUCUUCCCCUCGAACACGUCGGAGGUCAAAUUUACGAGCUAUGCAAGGACCAGCACGGAUGCCGCUAUCUGCAGAAAAAGCUCGAAGAGCGCAACCCAGACCACGUCCACAUGAUCUGGCUGGAGACCAAUCAGCACGUCAUUGAGCUUAUGACAGACCCCUUUGGCAACUACCUCUGUCAGAAACUCUUGGAGUACUGCAAUGACGAGGAGCGCACGGUUCUUGUCCAGAACGCAUCGCAUGACAUGGUCCGCAUUGCUCUGAACCAACACGGCACCCGUGCACUCCAGAAGAUGAUUGAGUUUGUUACCCUGCCCGUGCAGGUCCAGACCAUCAUCGAGGCCCUCCGUAACCGUGUUGUCGAGCUCAUUCAGGACCUCAACGGCAACCACGUGAUUCAGAAAUGUCUGAACAAGUUGAGUGCUAUUGAUGCUCAGUUCAUCUUUGACGCUGUUGGCAACAACUGCGUCGACGUGGGCACUCAUCGCCAUGGCUGCUGCGUGCUCCAGCGCUGCAUUGACCAUGCUGAUGGUCAACAGAAGGUUUGGCUUAUUGGGAAGAUCACGGAACACGCGCCUAUCCUCGUGCAGGAUCCGUAUGGCAACUAUGUGGUCCAGUACAUCAUCGACCUCAAUGAGUCGGCGUUCACUGAGCCUGUUGUGGCCAUGUUCCGCAAUCGUAUCAGUCAGCUGUCUCGCCACAAGUUCAGCUCGAAUGUGAUUGAGAAGUGCUUGCGCUGCUCGCAAGAUGUCUCGCGUGACAUGAUUGUCGAUGAGCUCCUCAAUCCCGGCGAGCUCGACCGCGUCUUGCGAGACUCGUUCGCCAACUACGUGGUCCAGACUGCUCUCGACUGCGCGACGCCCGCGGGUAAAGCCCGUCUCGUGGAAGGAAUUCGUCCUUUCCUGCCAUCGAUCCGAUCGACUCCCUAUGGCCGCCGCAUUCAAGCUAAGAUUCAGGCUUAUGACAAUCGCGGAACUGCAGCCAUGGCUGGUCAGUCGACUCCGGCCGACAACACGCAAGGCCAGGUCCCUCUGCGUCCCGGGCACAACCGCGGUAUGGUUAACAACACCUCGAUUGUCACUCCGGGCGGGCCCCUGCCCAACGGCGGUGGCAUGGCCCAGCAACCGUCGUAUCCGCUUGCUAGCAACCUUACGGUGCCCCCUCCGGUUCUUCCUCCACCUCAGCAACAGCAGGAAGCAUCACAGAUGCAAGGUCAAGCCUUUGGUCAGGACCAGAAUCGGGACCAAGCCAAGACCCAGCCCGAGUCGCAGCCGUCGCAGUUCCAGCCUGAGCCUGGCCAGUCUCAGCAGCAACAGCAAAUGCAACUGCCCACCAACGGAGCAUCCCGAAGCCCUCCUGGUGCUGGCAAUGGUGACGGGCCCCGGUGGCUGUAA
Sodiomyces alkalinus F11 is the source of this 3201-nucleotide messenger RNA. RefSeq names its product ARM repeat-containing protein. The record is from RefSeq and is a predicted model, not a curated record. The coding region runs from base 1 to 3201 and encodes 1066 amino acids. The transcript has 7 exons. Gene Ontology annotation, molecular function: mRNA binding. NCBI's taxonomy places the organism in Eukaryota, Fungi, Ascomycota, Sordariomycetes, Glomerellales, Plectosphaerellaceae. Gene Ontology annotation, biological process: post-transcriptional regulation of gene expression. Gene Ontology annotation, cellular component: cytoplasm.